Pseudophryne corroboree (corroboree frog) is the source of this 2233-nucleotide messenger RNA. RefSeq names its product retinol dehydrogenase 8-like. Bases 22 to 870 code for a protein of 282 amino acids. The record is from RefSeq and is a predicted model, not a curated record. Gene Ontology annotation, molecular function: estradiol 17-beta-dehydrogenase [NAD(P)+] activity. Lineage: Eukaryota; Metazoa; Chordata; Amphibia; Anura; Myobatrachidae. Gene Ontology annotation, cellular component: cytosol; cytoplasm. Gene Ontology annotation, biological process: estrogen biosynthetic process. The transcript is spliced from 5 exons.
UUUUCUACAGUCAUUGCUACCAUGCGCAACCUAUCAAAGCGGAAACCUUUGGAGGAAGCAGCAGGAGACACCCUUCAUAGAACACUGGAGAUAAAAGAACUGGAUGUCCAGAGUGAACAGUCGAUCAGAGAAUGUGUGGACAGCAUCCCUCAGAGACAUAUAGACAUUCUCAUUAAUAAUGCAGGAGUGGGGCUCAUUGGACCCAUAGAGUGCCAGUCCAUAGAGAACAUGCAAGGCGUCUUCGAAACCAACUUCUUUGGAGUUGUAAGGAUGAUAAAGGAAGUUUUUCCUGACAUGAAAAAGAGGAGAAGCGGGCACAUUCUGGUGAUGAGCAGUGUGAUGGGAUUACAAGGAAUUGUAUUCAAUGAUAUCUAUGCAGCUUCGAAGUUCGCUGUUGAAGGGUUCUGUGAGAGCCUGGUAUUCCAAGCCCUGAAAUUUAAUAUUUUCCUUACGCUGAUAGAGCCAGGUCCUGUGAUGACAGAAUUUGAGUUGAAAGUUUUUGAAGAUGCUAUACUUGGGGAUUACUCCAACACAGACCAAGAGACUACAGAUAUGUUUACAAACUAUUACUUGAAGAACACCAAAGCCAUAUUUUCUAGUCUUGGGCAGACUCCCGAGGAAGUUGCUGAGCACACCCUACGUGUAAUCACCAUGGAGUCGCCCCCUUUUCGCUACCAGACUAACCAGGUCUACACACCUCUUACUGCACUGAAAUAUGCCGAUUCUAGGGGCGAGCUGGUGACCGACUUAUUCUACAAGUUAGUUUUCCAACAUGACACAUUAAUGCAGGCCAGCCUUCGUGCUAUCAAGUUCAUCCGCUGGAAAGCACCGAAAGUCCAACAAGGAGCAAGGAUUUUGGGAUUUAUAUAGGAUAUCCGUUUUACAGAACAACUAUAAACCUAUGAAUGUUGUAUUUGUGACCCAGCUCAUCCAAGGCGCUUCUUCUGCAAGCUCCGUGUUAAAAGUGCAAGCAAGCAAAUGUGCAACUUUUUUUUUAUGCCAAACUCAUUUUAUUGUUUCAAAAACAUUUGUCAAAAACAAACUUAGUUCUUGGGUUUCAAAGUGUGAACACCAGCUACCUAGUAGUGUAGAUGUUUAGCUGCAUGAUGGGUUAGGAAAAUCGUGAAAGUUGGUGAUCAGACCACCUGUGGAGCAAGCCAUGUAAUGGCGGAGAGCCUUGUCCCUUGGAGAACGGAGAACUAACUGAUGCACAGUCUGUGACAGCCACCGAGCCGUGAGUUUCACUUCCCACUUCCAAGCACUAAAAUAUCUGCCCAUGGGUCCCAAGAGAGGUCACUCUAAUCUCUCAUCCACCACUUUGAUGCUGUAGACAUUGCAUCUAUAGAUCUAGAGACAACUAGAACUUUAUAAUAAAUCUUUUGCAUAUUUACCAACUAUCGCCUUCAAUGUCAUCACUGUUUUCAAUAGUAGUUUACUUAAACAUGAAUCAGUCACUGAUAGCCUUAAGUUUACAUAUACAUAGAGAACAUAUGGACCUUAUAAGUAGUAGAACAUAGUUAAUAAUAGUUAUAAAAUACAAGUAAUGCCAAAGAUAUACAGACAUCCAUAAAUAGCACUUGUGUACCAGUGUGACAUGCCAGGUGACAAGUCUACAGUAUUCGCAGUUACUUGCACACAGUCAUUGUCAUCUCACCAGACUGCAGACUUCAGAUUGUUAAAUGGAGAAAUGGCCACAGUAACGGAUGCUGCACCCAUUUUAUAGCAUGGGAUUGCAUGAGCAACAUACAGUACACUAAUAGUAUAUCUCAUACCUCCCACCAUGACCCAUUCCAGGAGGGACAAAAUGCUCUACUUCUGGACUUCCCUCCUUUCUUAUCAAUUAACCUCUUCAGCACUGGUGAUGGCAAUCAUAAAUUAAGAGAACAGCCAGGAAGAGAGGUAUGGUUUACAUGGCUGAUAACUGUGAGUGAGUGGAGACUAGAGGGAAGAGGUUGUUUCCUGCAUCUACCACAGAUGUACUCAAAAAUAAAGAUGACACUAUAUCAAAUGUUGUAAGUUGUGACUAUUCAGCUAUUCCAGCAGGACUACAAAUUCCAGCAUGUCUGAGCAGCUAGCUCUAAAAAAUGGUGCCAUGUGAAGUUGCCCAUCAGCUGGAUAGUUAUAUGUUGCUACAAUUACCCUCAGUGCUGGUGAAUAGCCAUUCCAUUGGGUUUUUGCAUUAACAAAAUGUACCUGUGUAAAAACCAAUAGUGGCCAAUCCCAAUUACAUUUC